Mus musculus (house mouse) is the source of this 392-nucleotide messenger RNA. It is a transcript of the gene S100a8, whose product is annotated as S100 calcium binding protein A8 (calgranulin A). Bases 56 to 325 code for a protein of 89 amino acids. Lineage: Eukaryota; Metazoa; Chordata; Mammalia; Rodentia; Muridae. The record is from RefSeq and is marked validated. The transcript is spliced from 3 exons. Gene Ontology annotation, cellular component: cytoplasm; calprotectin complex; plasma membrane. Gene Ontology annotation, biological process: neutrophil aggregation; positive regulation of intrinsic apoptotic signaling pathway; leukocyte migration involved in inflammatory response. Gene Ontology annotation, molecular function: calcium ion binding.
AUCCUUUGUCAGCUCCGUCUUCAAGACAUCGUUUGAAAGGAAAUCUUUCGUGACAAUGCCGUCUGAACUGGAGAAGGCCUUGAGCAACCUCAUUGAUGUCUACCACAAUUAUUCCAAUAUACAAGGAAAUCACCAUGCCCUCUACAAGAAUGACUUCAAGAAAAUGGUCACUACUGAGUGUCCUCAGUUUGUGCAGAAUAUAAAUAUCGAAAACUUGUUCAGAGAAUUGGACAUCAAUAGUGACAAUGCAAUUAACUUCGAGGAGUUCCUUGCGAUGGUGAUAAAAGUGGGUGUGGCAUCUCACAAAGACAGCCACAAGGAGUAGCAGAGCUUCUGGCCUAGGGCUGGGUCCCUGGAUAUGUCUACAGAAUAAAGUCAUCAUAUCUCAGGUC